This is a messenger RNA of Lates calcarifer (barramundi perch), 4545 nucleotides long. It is a transcript of the gene perm1b, whose product is annotated as PPARGC1 and ESRR induced regulator, muscle 1. NCBI's taxonomy places the organism in Eukaryota, Metazoa, Chordata, Actinopteri, Centropomidae. Bases 205 to 3273 code for a protein of 1022 amino acids. The record is from RefSeq and is a predicted model, not a curated record. Gene Ontology annotation, cellular component: cytoplasm; nucleus. Gene Ontology annotation, biological process: regulation of DNA-templated transcription; response to muscle activity. The transcript is spliced from 5 exons.
CGUUUGCCGCAGCAGCUACAUGUGACUGGGCACAUUACUCUAUUUAUAACAGCUGAGGGCAAGGCCCCAGUCUGACAUAUGCAAGGACAGACGGACGGACGGACAUCAGAGCUGAAAUGUUUCCUGCAGGGACAAAGUACUGACACCUUCAAACUGGAUGUCUGGUCCUUCUGCAACAGAUUGAAGAGCGUGUGAGGUAUCAAAAUGGAUGAUUUAGAUCACAGCAUGCACAUUGCGGAGUUUGACUGGACCAGCUUCUACGAUGAGAGUGAGGAGUGCCGCCUACUGCAGCCUUCGCUCGCCUGCCCUGAUAACCUGAGCCUCAGCGAUUCAGAGGAUCCCGAAAACUCAAGUCCAGUCUUCAACAAGGGGCAGAAUGAGAUACAGCAGAGCCCUGACGUGAGUGGUGAUGGAGCAGAGAGCAACGCCCCAGGAUGCAGCACAGGAGAAGAGAACAGUGUGAAGUUGUCGAUGAAGCUGCAACAACAGUGGAGAACAAGCUGGAGAAGAAAGGGACUGCAGAAGACAUCACAGGGGAGACAACAAUGCAUGUUCAGUGUCCAGGAGCAUCUACAGAGCCUGGAAAAAGUGAACAGAGAUCUGCAAAUGGAAACAGAUCAUUCUAGAAAUGAACCUGAUCCACUGUCUCUUAACCAAACAGAGGCUAAUGAGAAUGAGCCAAACGCCGCAGAUGGAGCUACAAGUGAGGAUACGAGUGGUGUCUCUCCAAGGGCAGCAGAGAAGGAGCGCUGGUUUGUGACCGUAAAUGACAGCCCUGCACGACAGCGUGUGCGAGCCACCUCUGUAAAAAAAAAACGAAGACAAAAAAAACCUUGUAGAAAUGGUCACGUGUGCAUCCCUGGGCAAGAGGAAUCACCUGAAAAUGGCUUGGAGUUACAGAUAAAUAUGGAUAAAAAUGAAUCUGAGGGAGGGAGGGACAUGGGCGGCUUCACUCAAUCAAUCCAAAAGUUAAUGGUUCAAAACUCAGGAGGGCUUCAAAGUGCUGAAAUAAAUCCUGAGAGCAUUUCACAUUCAUUGCAAAUGUCUUGUGAAGAAGACAGUUUAUCAGAAAAACUGGUUAUCUCCCAUCCCCCGAUAGAAAAUAUCACUGAGCCGAUAACAGACAGAAAUAAACAUGAAACUGGCAGCUCUGCAUCCACAUCACAUGACACCUUUACUCCCAAAGACCCGUCACAGCUGGAGAGUGCGGAGUCAGACGAGUUCGAGGAUGGUGUUGAGUUCUUCCCCAGUUAUGACUCUGAAAGUUAUUUGUCUGCUGCCGAAUCAGUGGAGGACACUCAGCACUUUCUCAUUGAAAAACUUCAACCUGUGGAUUUAAUACAGUUGCAGCACUCAGGGUCUCCGACGUCGCAGACUGAGCGCGACUUCACACAGGACAGAAAAAUGCUUCCUUGCGACAGCGUUCUCUCCUGCAAUGCAGCAGCCACUGACUGCGAUGGUUAUGAACGAGCUGAUGUCGAUCCCACCCUGACAUUUCCAUCUGCUGGCCAGAGAGCCAACAAAAUGCCAGAUGAUAACCCAGCAUGCGAUGAUAACACGCAGCACAGCACGGUGCUCCACACGCUCUCGGACACACCUGGCUUCCAAAAUGACACAAUAAAUCUUUCAGCAUCUGGUAGCUCUUCAGGAGAUCGGCUCAAUCCUCCCCCUGUUCCUGAUUUAACUGUAACACCUUGCCCUGUGGCUGACAGCCCUGAAACAUACGCUGAAGCUGCAGGCCACACUCGACCUGUGUAUGCCAUUUCUGCCUUUUGGGAUGAAAUGGAAAAACUGACGAUAAAUGACAUUUUGCAGCUAAGGAUGGGUAAGAGCACGCCUCCCAGGGACACGCAAGAAACAGCAAUGGCAAACGAAGAUGAAUCUCUUACAAGUCAGAACUCCCUGGUUGACACUGUGCAGUACAGUUCGUCUGACAGUGGUCUGAUGGAUGCAUCGGACACUGCCGAUUCGGACUACUUCACCCAGCCUGACGAGUCUAAGCCAGACCGCUCAAGCUGCGAGUUUUCAACCUCAGAUUUCGAAGAGGAGUACUGGCAGUUCCUUGGAGCCAGUAGGAACCCCAGUCCUGAUCCUCAAAGCAAAAACCAAAGGACUGAUGACUAUCCUUUUCUGUCACCCGAGGAGUGGUCAUCCACAAGUUCUGAAGGAAAGGAAACGCCUGUGCCUUUGGAGGACUUUGAGGGACAGUGGUUCGAGAAUCGGGAGUCACGUACUUUGAGCGAACUUGCGUGGCCAAGACGGAUAGCAAAGAGCAAAAGCAUGCACAAUGUACAAGCUCUUAACACAGAUGAUUUAACUUUACCCUUUGGUGAUGAUGAGAGUAGUCUGUUUCUCAGCAGCUGUCAGUCUCUGGAGGACAACGUGGUUUUGAAAGUGAGCGAUAGCCUUGGCACACUAAUACCAGCACCUUUUCUAUCCAACACAGACAUACUGGAUGAACAUUAUCAAAUAUCCUUCCCAGAGGUGUUUGAGUACUUUUUCGCAGAUGACAAAACAAAGACUGACUCCAGGUGCGUUGCUGUCUAUGAUCCAGAGGACAUCUCAGUAGCUCCCAUGUUUGGCUACACUCUUUGUACAUUCAGGGAUGAAUUACCAUUCUCCUCCCUCCACGAUUCCCAGUGCAGUGAGGAGAAACCCAUCCCCAUCUUCUCUUGUUCCCAUCCCACCAUCAGAGAGCUUACAUUCCCAAAAUCGGACUAUGUCUUCCUGAGCGCAGACUGCAAGAUGGCAGCGGAGGAUGUGGAUGACUUUUCUCCAAUCAGAGUUGUGUCUCGCUCUUUCAUCCAGGCCAAUCAGCACGGGACGUCUGCAGCGGCCGCUGGUGGGUCUCGCAGCUGGAAAAGUUUGCUGUCGAUGAGGAAGAUUUGCUUCCACAACAAAGGCAGCAUCUGGUGCCGAAGGUCCGGUGCCUGGGUGUUUCCAGUCAAGUAUGAGAGGACGGAGAGAAAGCAUCCACCAAUCGCUGCACUCACAGAGGGAAAAGGCUCUUCAACUCCUUCCCAGUUGCUCACAGUGCAGCAGAGCAUUUUGGCAACUAUACAACCAACAAAGCGAGAGGGCAUCUUCUCUACGCUGAAGCAGUCAGAUAUGUGUUUGGUCUGCAUUGCCUUUGCCUCCUGGGUACUGAAAUCCUCUGAUCCAGAGGCAGCUGAUGCCUGGAAAGCAGCUCUGCUGGCAAAUGUGAGUGCACUAUCAGCGAUCCAGUAUCUGCGGCAGUAUGUGAAGAAGAGGAGUCCUCAAGAUGAUCCCUGACACAUAAUGUACACACAAGAGAAGUCAUUUCCAAACAUUUUUCACCUGGGUCCAUCUAUAAAAAUACAUCCACUGUAUAUAUGUCAAAUAACUGCUAAAUAUCUACUGUUUUAGCGUAAGCAUUGGUUUCCAAGUUACAAUACAUCACAUAAAGAUAGAAGUUGGUAAAUUGAUGUUUUAAGUUUUUUUUUCAGCCUGAAACUAGUUAGACUGAUUAUACUCUGAUGUGCAAUAAUUAGAGAUUAAGUGAAAGAAGAAUAAGGAUUAGAAAAACUAAAGGAUUAAAUUUCAAAGAUAACAAGUAAUUAAUAUAUGUAAUAUAAAUAUUAAAAUGUUAAUAUGCAUAUUUUCAGUGCAGGAAAAUGUCAAAUAUGUGUAUUAAGAAAUGUGCUGGCAUGCUACAAUAUGGUGCAACAGACAGUGGGUGCCUGCUUACUUUUUCCAGAUUCUCUUGGCUUGAUUCUAAACUUUAUCAGUUCUGGGUAAACUGAUGUUACUAUAUGGACCAUUAUGUAAGCACAGAAGCUCAUAGUUUUUAACACUUACGGUGUAACAGCAGCAUGUUGGCUUUUGAUGCACGUGGGGUGUGUUUGCAGAGGAUGAAAAUGAGGAUAAAAGCCUGAAAGAAAGUCAUGAUGUAGAUAUGGGUAUGGUUUGUUGUAAGAAAAGACUAGUUAGCAGGUGACAGCUUGAGCUGUGUGAUUGGAAAGCUUUGUCUAAAACAAUGGUUCCCUAUUUACAUAUUUAUGCCCCUGUAAUUAAAACUAAUCAGUGUUAAACAGUAAGGAAAAACAAAAGAUUAGAGACAACCCUGAAAAUUCAAGUAACUCUUUGUAGCUGGUUUUUGUUUUUUCUUGCUUCACAACCCCUCAGAUUAAUCUUAUGACCCCUUGUGGGUGUCUGGACCCCCAGGUUGGGAGCCACUGCUCUAAAAUGCUAUAUAGUCAAAAGGCCAGGGCAGCAUCUGACGCAAUAAGAGAUCUGUCACAUCCUGUGUUGGAAAAAAAUAUAAGCUGCUUUGUAGCUUUAAGUAGCUUUUUGCAUAACUUCAUAAGUGACAUUUCCAUUAGGUGCUGCUGUCUCAAACGCUUUCAAGUAUUAAUGCCGAGUGAUUUAUUGUUGCCACUUAAAAACUAUUUUGUGUACAGAACUACAAUCACAUAAUUGUACUUGUACUUAUACUUCAUAUCUCUUUACAUGCAAAACUUGGUUCACAUGAUUUCCAUAUAUGACAGAUGUGUGAUUUAAUGCAAUAAAACAAUGAAUAUGUAA